GCAUACCUCCAUGUAUAAACAAGGAAACGAGUUAAACACGUUCGUCAUCGACUGUCUGGAAGAUUUUGUCAAUUAUGUCAAAGCUUUCUGUAACUGUACUCAUCCUCUCGUUGGCUUAUAUUAUUGCCGCGACUCCUUUACCAGGACGUCGAAAUGUCUGCAGUAGGCAAACCUCAUGUGUGAGGACACGUCAAGCUUCGACCCAAGAUUCUUUCUCUAUUAAAGGUUAUCGCAGCUGUGGUUGGUGGGGUUGGGGACGUUGUACUACUUACAGACUUGAGUAUAGAGUACGAUAUUACGUACAGUAUUACCGUGCCUAUUCAACAACCUACUACUGCUGCAAUGGAUGGCUGGAAGAUGCAUAUGGACGCUGUACAAUUCGUGUAGGCCAGGCAGAGCCCCGAGGGGAGCCAGUCCAGUAAGAAAGAGGGAGCUUGAAGGUGCGAGCUGAGUGAGAGUCUCGGGAAGAGCACCUGUAUGAGUGCAAGGGGUGAAUUCCCCUUACACCUCUAAGAAUUUCAUUAAUUUGAGUUUGUAUUUGAUUGACUUUUACUACUUAGCAUAGUAAUUUUCUGAUAAGUUUUACACAAAAAAAUUACAAAAAAACAGAAGGGGAGUACGCCCAUUGUGCCCCCUCUAAAUCCGCCACUGGGCCCGAUGAUGUAACAACAAAGCUGUCACUAUAACGAUCGAGUCAAGAACUAAUAACUGCAAUAAAAAUGUAUUAAUCAAUUACAGAUAGAUAUACAUUGCAUAAUGUCAGUUAUGAAUAGUAUUUUGUCAAUAAAGUUAAGCAAUGGUUUAUUAUCAAAUAGUAUUCUAUGACUAUUUUAUAUUAGCAUUGUACAUAUUUUCAAAUAACUUCUUGUAUUAUUAUAAUUUGACUGGCUUAUUGUUCAUAAUUAUCGGGUCAAGAACCAAAAAAAAA
This is a messenger RNA of Anneissia japonica, 928 nucleotides long. RefSeq lists its product as uncharacterized. Bases 75 to 422 code for a protein of 115 amino acids. NCBI's taxonomy places the organism in Eukaryota, Metazoa, Echinodermata, Crinoidea, Comatulida, Comatulidae. Gene Ontology annotation, molecular function: protein binding. The transcript has 4 exons. The record is from RefSeq and is a predicted model, not a curated record.